AGGUUAGGGAAAACAAACUUCCUUUUGAUAUCAAUGCAGGUACUUUCUUACACUUUUCUUAUUAAAUACAGUAGGUUGACGUAUGUGGUUCCUCAUACCUUAAAUGACAUCACCAGCUUUUAUUGUAUUACCUCCCUUGACUCAUGCCUCGAAGUUGGGCGUAGCUGAUGGAUUAUUCAUACAAGUGUAAAAUAUUUUGUGUAGUGAAGAUGUAACAGGUUGACAUAAUACGCGAUUGAUUUUUAACAGUUUGCAAUAAAGACACAGCAAGAUGGCCACCACUAACAUGACCUCAAUGAUGGUAAAUACUACUACUGUGGAUCCUUUUGAUAUUAGUGUAUACAAAUGUAGUCAUGUAGGACUUAUGCUUCCUGCAAUUUCAGAAUAUACAUGGUCAAAAUCAGCACGUAUAUUCUUGUAUUUAAUUGGAAUGUUGUGGUGUUUCCUAGGUGUUGCAAUACUUGCGGAUGUAUUCAUGUGCUCUAUUGAAAAGAUAACCAGCAAGACGGCGAAAGUAAGAAUUCCAGAUGCUAACGAGUCAAGCGGGUUCCGAAUCCUACGAGUGAAAGUAUGGAAUAAUACAGUGGCCAAUCUCAGUCUGCUAGCAUUGGGUACGAGUGCACCAGAAAUUUUGCUUUCGUGUAUUGAGAUUAUAUUUAACAAUUUUGAGGCGGGAGAACUCGGACCAAGUACUAUAGUAGGCUCAGCUGCUUUUAAUUUGCUAGUUAUCUCCGGAAUCUGCAUUAUGUGUAUUCCAGAUGGAGAGGUACGUCGUGUUCAGAGUAUGAAAGUCUUUGCUGUAACGUCUUUCUGUUGUAUUUGGGCCUAUGUUUGGUUAAUCAUAGUGUUGAUUGUAUGGACCCCUAAUAUUGUUACUAUUGAAGAGGCUGUCCUCACGUUGUUGAUGUUUCCUGCACUGAUCCUAGUAGCAUACUUAGCUGACAGAGGAUUUUGCCUGAAGAAAAAGGAACUUGAGCAACCUUCGAUGGUGGGAUUUAAAAUGCAUGCUGAAAAGGGUGAUGAGGAAAGUCAAGCUCUUGAUAAAGAUUCUGAUGAGGAGGACAAUGCUGAGAUAAUGCGUCUGUGCAAGGAACUUGGACAUGAUGUAAAAGAUGAAGGAUUACCACCAGAAGAAGCAGCACAAAUGGCUGCCAGAAAGAUGACCAUGGAGCAAAGUCAUAGUCGAUUAUGGUACAGAAUAAAUGCAACAAGGACAUUUGGUGGCAGAAAGAAGCUCAUACCUAGAGUACUCGGAACUUUCCAAGAGAUUUAUGACCACAUUCAAACUCCAGAAGAGGAGCGCGGAGAUUUGGCAGUAACAAAGAAGAAAGAUCAUUCUGAAGGUGGAACAAGGGCCGUAGUUGAGUUCACUGCUGCUGAGACAGCUGUAUUGGAGUCUGAAAAAAGGGUCAGAAUUGGUAUUCGUCGUCAUGGAAAAGUAGGGAUACCUUGUACUGUCAGGGUAGAAACAUUGAACGGUACUGCUGUCGCUCACGAAGAUUAUAUUCCAUUUGACCAAGAGGUGAAGUUUGCAGAAAACGAAGAACUACGACAGGUUUUUAUUGAAAUUGUUGAUGACAAUGAGUGGGAGCCAGAUGAAUUCUUUUUUGUCAAAUUACACGUGCCAAAGACAGAUACUGGUGAAGAACAACAUGUUAGUCUUGGAAAUAUGGCAAUUACACAAGUCAUUAUAAUCAAUGAUGAUGAACCUGGUAAACUGGAAUUUCAGAAGCCAAGUAUCAUUGCCCAAGAGAGUGGACGAAAAGUUCGAGUUCCAGUGCAAAGAACAGGCGGAGCAGAUGGUCAUGUGUCUGUUAAAUGGAGUACAAAAGACAUCACAGCUGUUACUGGUGCUGACUAUGAAGGUGGAGAUGGAGAACUGAAGUUUGAUCACGGAGAAACAACAAAAACAAUCGACAUUGUUAUCCAUGAUAGUAAGAAAAAAGAAAGAGAUGAAAGUUUCCAGAUUACUUUAGGAGAGUGUGAUGGUGGAGCUGUUUUGGGAAAAAUCACCAAGACAAUAGUCACUAUUGUAAUUGACGAAGAAUUCAACGGUCUUGUUAGCAGAAUCAUGAAUCUCACCAAAGCCAACAUGGAUGCCCUUCAAAUUGAAGAAUCAUCCUACCCUGCACAAUUUGUGGAAGCAUUAAAUGUUAAUGGUGGUGACUUGCAGGGAGCUACUGUUUUGGACUAUAUCAUGCAUUUUAUGACUUUUUUCUGGAAGGUAUUGUUUGCUUUUAUUCCACCAUGUAAAUACCUUGGAGGAUGGCCAACAUUUCUUAUCUCUCUGGCUGUGAUUGGUUUUAUGACAGCUAUCAUUGGUGACCUUGCUGGUAUUUUUGGAUGUUUAAUUAAUCUUCCUAAUCCUAUCACUGCCAUCACGUUUGUUGCCUUAGGAACCAGUAUGCCCGAUACCUUUGCCAGUAAGACAGCAGCCAUUAAUGAAAAAUCUGCUGAUAGUUCUGUUGGUAAUAUCAACGGAAGUAACUCUGUCAAUGUGUUCCUAGGUUUAGGCUUACCAUGGGUGUUUGCCUCAAUAUAUCAUGCUGUAAAGACUGGUGGCAAAUUUGCAGUUAACGCUGGUUCCUUAGGAUUUUCUGUUGUUAUCUAUACAGGCUGUGCAGUUGUAGCUAUUGGACUCUUACUGCUACGUAGAUUUACAGGUGUAUUUGGAAAUGCAGAACUUGGUGGACCAAAAAUCCCCAAAAUUAUCUGUGGAAUUAUUUUUAUAUGCCUUUGGGUUUUCUAUGUGGUUAUGUCAUCAAUGCAAACAAAAGGCUACAUUAAAGGAUUUUAAACUUUUAAAUACCUAGUACUAUACAUAGGGUAAUAUUUUCUUUUAGAACAUUAAUUUACAACUGGUGUUGAGAAGAGUACAAUUAUACAUGCUAUGUUGCUUUCCAUUGGGUGUUUUGGUUUCUGAAAACUUCUGGUUGUAUUAUAGGCAGUAUUGCCUUGUGGUAACACUAUUUUACAUUAGUUCUUUAACCUUCAUGAUGAAUGGAUGAGUCUUGCCCUGGAUGUGUAUUUUUGUAUAUUUGAAAUACGUCCUACCUCUAAGAUGUGUAUAUAUUUUUGUCUAUUUAUUUUGCCAUGAACAUGACAUUAAAAAAAUUUGUCUAGAACAUAAACAUGAUACCACUUUCCAGUUAUGGUCAAAUUUCAUUCCUCAUUUUAUUUCUUCACUUUUAUGUCUCAGAUUUAUAAGAAUAUCUCUUUCUUUCCUUCUCUUUUUUAUUUUGUAUUUUUUCUAUCAUUUUUAUCUUCAUAUAUUUUUGUCACUUAUUAUUUAAUAACUUUUUUUAAUUCUUUUUUCAAUCAUGACAUUAUGACAUUGUUCUUUUUAUUUUAUUAUAUGUUAGUUUUUCUUUUAAUACAUGCAUUUUAGCAGAUGAAAAAUACAUCUGUUUUGAUCUUACUGUCAUCUUUGUAUAAUAUUAGUUUUACACACUGUUAUUGUGACAUCAGGUAUUACCAAAUUUUGGGCACUGUUUUAGGAGCCUUUGGGCAAGACUAAUUCUUAGACUAUUAAACUAUAGAAAACCUUUGUGGUUUUUUUUGCUUGCCACUUUCAGAAGUUUGUCCCCCCCCCCCCCUCUUCCUUUUUAGUUCACUCCUUAGCUUCUAUUGGGUGUGUAAUUGCAUAAUAAUGAGUUACAGAAUUAGAUUUCAUUUCAAUAAGGUUGAACUAAUUUUAUUAUAUGGAUUUAAAAUUUUUAAAUGAAGAUUAUAGUUUUUUUUUUAUCUCUUGCCUUCACCAUUAGCUAGGUUAUGGUUACAUUAUAACAUUAUUGGUAAAGAUCAAAUGUAGUUUUUGUUUAAGUUAACUUACUUUUAACAGAAUUGUCAAUUUUUACCCUAUCUUUCUGUGGGUGGGAACAUAUUCAUGUUAUUCUAACAAAUUAUGAUUUCAGAUAUUUUUCUGUCAAAAAAGUUUUGAAUGCAUUGGAUAAUUCCCUUUUAAACCAAUUUGCAUCAACAUUUUCAUAUAAAUCUGGGAACCUGGGCAUUGACAUUAAAAAAUGAGGUGUAGAGACACUGUUUUAUGGUCCCAUAUAAUAUUAUAUUAAUUAUAUAUAUGGUUGUUAUGUGACCGGUGCAAGAGUGCUUAUAUUUACACAAUUUUUGUGUGUAUUUUAUGUAUAUAUGACAUGUAAUAUAUUAUGCUUUAUAUUUUUAUAUAUUCACCUUUGAUGUAAUUUAAUAAUAUAGAUAAAAGUAGAAAAUUAGUCAUGUGACGGUUUACCUUAGUAUAUAAAGAAAUAUAAUGUUUGACAUCAUGAACUCUUUUUUAGAUUUUUGUUUUUUAUUUUAUUUGAUCAAAAAUUCAAAGGAUGAAAUGUAUAAUUUUUACAUAAUUAUUAUGAAACAGACUGGCUUUGGCGUGUAAAAAUUUGUUCUUUCCACAGCCAUUUCCUUUUUCAGAUUACUUCUCCUUAGGGCCGUUGGAACUAUCGCUAUCAUUUGCCGUCCACUAACUCUUUACCCUGGUACAUUUUCAUGUUGUCCUCUGGAACAAACUGGGCAGAAAUGAUAAAUAGAAAGCCCCUUUGAAGAUAAAAUCCUCAUUACUAACUAUAUUUAGGAGAAAAACCUUUCAAGAAUGAAAAGAGUCUAUUUUUUUUUAUUUUGGCUGGUCAAUUACCAAAUUUUUUUUCUUCUGUAACUGCAAAGAUCAACAUUUUUUUUUUGGGAAAGUAAUAAGGAGACUAUAGAACCAUCCGUCAUCAAAUAUUAGACCACUAUGAAAAAUAUUUAAAAUUUGGAUUAUUUUAAAUAUCAAGUACUAGAAGUCUAAAUAAGAAUGGUGCAAGGCUCAUCAGACAAUUGCCAUAUUUAAAAUGACCGUAUUUGCUUUCUUCCCAACGAUUUAUCAAACUGGUUGGAUUUAAUAUUAUCCUUUUGCACAUGUUUGAUUUAACCACGGAUUUGUAUAGUAUCCUUGAUUUAACAGUGCCUGAUAUGUGUUUUUAUUAUAGAAAAAGAUAUGUUAUAAUUAUACAUCACCUAAGUCAGAGGUGAUCAAGUCUAUCAAAGGGCUUCUUAGUUUAUGCCUUACAUUUAUUUUUUACAAUUGCAGUUUUGUGAAUGAUACAUGGUAAAUUGUACAUGAAUUUAUAUGCAUUUAGUUUUUGCCUACAGUAAAAUAAAUAUAUAAAUAAAA
Messenger RNA from Mytilus californianus (California mussel), 5164 nucleotides. Its product is annotated as sodium/calcium exchanger 3-like. The coding region runs from base 272 to 2797 and encodes 841 amino acids. Gene Ontology annotation, cellular component: membrane. The record is from RefSeq and is a predicted model, not a curated record. The transcript is spliced from 11 exons. Gene Ontology annotation, molecular function: calcium:sodium antiporter activity. NCBI's taxonomy places the organism in Eukaryota, Metazoa, Mollusca, Bivalvia, Mytilida, Mytilidae. Gene Ontology annotation, biological process: transmembrane transport; calcium ion transport; cell communication.